CAAGAGUACAACACAACAAUCAAUCAGUUUCAUUUUUUAGAAAGCGUGAAAAAGCAGCAUUGUAUUACUUUCCCAACAGUUUAAUCGAUCGGCAUUCAUCAUCGAUGAACAAUCAAAUUUUCAAAGCUUUGAAAAGACUCCAUAAAUGUGGCUCCUCAUCUGUGGAACAUGAGAAUUUAAGAAUCAGGUCAUCUUUGAUAUCAACCAUUAGGAAUAAAAUAAACGUAGCAAUGCUCGACGAAGUUAAAUAUCCUGAUGAUGUGACUGUUCAUUCAGAACUAUCACAUAAUCUUACCUGGCUGCAUAAAGUUGCGCCUGGUUUCAAAGUCGAUGGAUCAAAGAUAACUGUGAUACAUGAACCAAACGAAUUUUAUUCAACUUUAAUAACUGAAUGUGAAAAAGCAAAAUCAAGAAUCACACUCGCUUCUUUGUACCUCGGCACUGGGCCUCUGGAGAAUGCUUUGGUGGAUACAGUAAAAAAAGCAAUUGACCAAAGCAAUGGAAAAUUAAGAGUAACAAUUCUAUUGGAUUACACGAGAGGAACAAGAGGAAAAUGUAACUCCAAAACUACUCUUCAGCCGUUACUUCAAGGAAAGUGGUCGUAUAGUAGCAAUAUUUUUUUGUAUCACACACCAAAGCUACGUGGUAUACUGAAACGCAUAUUACCACAUCGUUUCAACGAGCUUAUUGGUUUGCAGCACAUGAAACUUUACCUUUUUGAUGACACGUUGAUCAUCAGUGGAGCAAAUUUGAGCAACGACUAUUUUACCAACCGACAGGAUCGCUACUUCGUGAUAAGAGACUGCAAAGAUUUGUGUGAUUUCUAUGAUUCUCUGGUGGAACGUAUCAGCGAGGUCAGCUUUCGAGUAAUCCCCGAACAAAAUGAGCCAAUAAUUGACAAAGGAAAAGUUCAUCCACUUGAGAAUUCGUGCGAAGAAUUUGCCCGAGUGGCAGCGGCUGGUGUUCGAUCUCUUUUUCAAAGCGAGCUUGAUAAACGUAGCAAUGAACACAUUGAACAAGAAAUGCGAGAUUCGGACACGUGGAUAUUUCCGUUGGUGGAAAUGGGCCAAUUUGAUAUUCACCACGACAGCAAAGUAACGCUGAGGCUUUUGCAAAGCGCACCUCCAGGCUCAACGUUAAGACUCGCCACCGGUUAUUUCAAUCUCACUUACGAAUACACGAAUGCCAUACUCCAUUAUUGCCGAGCGACUUGUCACUUACUAACGGCUCAUCCAACGGCCAACGGUUUUUUUGGUGCAAAGGGCGUAGCCGGCGCGAUACCAGCGGCCUACACAACAAUAGAAAAAUCGUUUUACAAAAAAAGCGAAAAAUUGGAUCAGUCCGAUCGAAUAAAUCUUUGGGAAUUCGUGCGACCUGGUUGGACGUAUCAUGCAAAGGGAUUGUGGUACACACUGCCAGGACACACGAAACCUUCCUUGACUCUCAUAGGAUCGUCAAACUUUGGCUAUCGUUCGGUAAAACGUGAUUUGGAAACGCAAGUAGCGAUUGUUACGAAAAACGAAAAAUUACAACAAUCUUUGAAAGCUGAACACGAAAGAUUGUUCGAUAGGUCGAAACUCGUGACGAGAGAAUCUUUCAAGCAGCCCGAAAGAAUAGCACCUGCUUGGGUUUGCGCCGCUGUCAUUUUUUUCCGUUAUUACUUUUGAAAAACUCAAUGUAAAUCUGUAUAUUUGUUAAACUUGCGAAAUGAUCACGUGUCCGCUGGUACGGAAGAGUUCAACAUAUUUACGUACAAUUAAGGUCAAUGGAACAAGUCAAAUACUGAGUUAGAACAGCUGCAUGAGACUUUAGAUUGAUAUAAAAAAAUUACAUGAUAUUUAACGAAACUUGUUACUGAUAUAAAACUUUGUAUCAUAUAGAACGCGAAAUAUUUAUGAAUAAAUCUCUCGUCAUACAAACUCAA
Molecule: messenger RNA, 1924 nt
Organism: Venturia canescens
Lineage: Eukaryota; Metazoa; Arthropoda; Insecta; Hymenoptera; Ichneumonidae
Gene: PGS1
Product: Phosphatidylglycerophosphate synthase 1
Exons: 8
Coding region: 105-1667 (520 amino acids)
Biological process (GO): cardiolipin biosynthetic process
Cellular component (GO): mitochondrion
Molecular function (GO): CDP-diacylglycerol-glycerol-3-phosphate 3-phosphatidyltransferase activity
Source: RefSeq, a predicted model, not a curated record